AUGAUAUAAAUUUUACUAUUCUACAUAAUCGUAGUUAAAGCACAAAACUUACUUAGAUCUUUUGAACUUAAUGGAAAUAAUAAAAUUUCAGGAAUAAUCAAUGUAGAAAAGAAUGAUGAAAACUUAUUAGUAGUCUUUUAUUUUGAUAAUGCAAAUUUCCCUAUAGCAUUAGUGUCUGAAGAGGAAAUUUUAGACACAGACUUUAAUACAACAAUAAAGCCAAUAUUUAUUGAAAGUAAAAAGAUUGUUUUAUUUGAUUAUGAAUCGAUUUAAACACAUUAUCAUACCCAUAUGAUUGAAUUAUAGUAUAUGGAAAGCAUAUAUUAUUAUGUUAGAGAUAGAUUUGGGCCAUUUAAAUUAAAAAUAGAAGUUUAUUCAAAACCUCAUUCUACAUGCACUAACAACUGUUAAGGAUUUUAGAUCAGUAAGAUAAAGCAAAAUUCUAAGUGCAAUACAAAAUGUGAAUGUGAGAGUGGAUACUUUGGAUCAUAUUGUCAAUUUGAAUUAAUAAAUAUAGAGAAAGAGAUAAAUUAUAAGAUUCAUUUAAUUCCUCAUAAAGCUGUGUAUUUAUCAUUCAAGUUUGAAUAAGAAGCAAUUUUAUAUGCAGAUGAUGUCAUUGAUCCAAUUAGUAAAAAUCAUUGAAUUUAUAAUAGCUGCUAGCUUUGGACUUCUAGGAUAUAAGGGUUUCGAAAUACCUGAUCAAACAUCUUACACUGCUAUACUCCAUAGUCAAUUGAGCUUAACUAAAUUGAUAUAGAAUUUAAAAUUACAAUUUAAAGAUGCAUAAAUUUUAAUUAUAGGAUUAUAAUGUCGAACAGAUUAAACUAUCAAUAUAACUCUAAAAUAAGAACAAACUGCUACUAUUUGGAAUGGAAAUUCUAUGUUUUUAGCAUUUGCAUCUUUUAAUAUUAUUGUAAUUAUAAUUUGUUUUGGAAUAACUAAUUUAUGUAAAUAAAAAGAGGUCAUAGUGAAAAAAAAAAGAAAAAUUAAGGUUAGACCUCCUAAAAUAGAAGAAAACCCUAAAAAUUUUUCAGGAACAUUUUUUAACAAAUAUUUUGAAAUCUAUGAUUAUGAAGAUUUCAUAUAAAUGAAUCCUCAAUUUUCCUAAAACACUCAAUGUGUUGUUUGUAUGGAAGAUUUAAAUCAAAAAGAAAUAAGUAUUACCCCUUGUGGACAUCUAUUUCAUCAUCUAUGUUUAAAAAAAUGGUUAAUGAGAACUCUAAAUUGUCCUUCCUGUAGAUAUUUAAUUUCUUAUUAAUAAGUAAUUGAUGGAGGCUGGUUAGGAAGUAAGAUUUUAUAAAAUCCAAUCCAACAAAAUUCUAAAUCUCAAUUAAUGAUAAAUCGAAGUAAUUCUCUGAUUGAGAAUAAUGAAAAUGCUGAGAGUGUUGAAAUGGUUGAAAAAGGAGAGGAGAAUUGA
This is a messenger RNA of Paramecium sonneborni, 1417 nucleotides long. The record is from the annotation of a GenBank genome assembly. NCBI's taxonomy places the organism in Eukaryota, Ciliophora, Oligohymenophorea, Peniculida, Parameciidae.